AUGGCUACACCAUUACCUACUGUCCAUGUUGCACAUACAGCACGAAUGAGACGUCGACGAUCUCAAUCUGUAACAAUAUCAAAUACAGGUCCACAAGACAACAAUAUUCGAGUGCAAAGUCUUGGACGGAAAGAAUUUGUGGCACAAUUACAAAAAGAACGACUGAAACAACAGAUGAAACACGAUGAACAAGAUGAAGGUCAAGACGAACAACAACAUAAUGAAGAAGAUCGUCAUCAACCAACAGUUAGUCGAUUAGCAAAGUCUAGUAGAACCAUGUCAAUGAGGAAAAUGGCAACAUCAGCAGGCGUAACGGUAACUACUGUGAAGAAAGAACUACCAUCGACAGCAUCGAAAACUACUCAUGCACAAGAAGAUGAACAAAAUCAUACGCAUCAAGUGCAAGUUACUCAUGUACCACGAUUAGGAUCCACAAGGUCAAUUAAAAGACCUAAUCCAAUUACAUUAGAAAGUAAUGGUUCAUACCUUGAGUCAUCACAAACAUUGUCGAAUCCUAUGACAGCAUCAUCCAUUCCUUUAAUAACAUCAUCUAGCAAUUACAUGACAAAAUCUGAAAUAUUCGAUCAAGAAUUUUCUCUCAAUGACGGAAAAGAUCGUACAAGAAGAAAUGAUCUUAAAAGUCAAAGUAGUAUCAGAUUAGAUGAACAAGAAAGAAAUCCCAAUGUUUCUUGUACACGACCAUAUGCAAGUUCUAGUGCACAUUUUUUGACUUCCGUUGUUGCAAUAAUGAUUGGCUGUAUUGCAUUUGCAUUUAGUCUUACUGCAUUGGUACUUGUUCUACUUCUUCGGUCGACAGUCGAUUCUAAAUUAGGAUUCUUUUCUAUUAUAGCAACAAACUCAACAACAUCAAGUUCGUCAUCAGGAACUUUGCCAUCUGCAUGUUCCAAUUAUACCACUCUCGAUGAUCCAACUCGAAAUGUAGCUGCAGCAGGCUAUGCACUUGGUUGCGAUACAACGUCACCAUUCAUUAAUCGAACAAUGCCAGUUUGGAUAAGAUUUAUAGGUACAGGUGGUAGUACAUUACCUUUAGCAACACCUGGUAUGAAUCUAUGCGGUUCUGAAGGUACUGGUUGGUAUGAUGGUACAAUGCCAUCAUCAACAGGCGAAAUUAUAAAUGGAACUGCAUGUUUUACUUGGUAUUAUAGUGUAUGCCGAUUUUCUUCUAGUAUUAGUGUAGCGAAUUGUGGUUCUUUCUAUAUCUAUAAUUUACCUCCACCGCCAGCCUGUAUGUUACGUUAUUGCACUAUUUAA
This is a messenger RNA of Rotaria sp. Silwood1, 1272 nucleotides long. NCBI's taxonomy places the organism in Eukaryota, Metazoa, Rotifera, Eurotatoria, Philodinida, Philodinidae. The record is from the annotation of a GenBank genome assembly.